AUGGGGUCACAGUAUUCUCGAGUGACGACUGCGUACUACAAGACGACCACCAACAAGUUGGACCGAUAUACUGAUGAAUGUCUCCGCCAUCGGGGCAGCGGAGAGGCUAUAGACUUCUACCGGUGGUCUUCUCGGGUGCUCUAUUGGGAGGGAUCCGGGAUAAGCUUUGCGCACCAGAACCCACCCUGGGAGGAGCAACGUCUUCAUCCUUCCCCUACUGGCGGCUGCCAAACUUACUGGUUAACGGAGCACCCGCUACAUUUAUUUUAUAUCACUAACCUACGGACUGCAAAAUUCACAAAAAGAGCAUCUGUAGUCUCCAUAGCUGUAUCACAUGUGAAAAUCGACUCUCGUGUACAAAAUUACAAUGCAAUUGACAAAUGUUUGAAACAAAAAUUUACAUCUAUUGGCGUCUAUAUUAAUGCUGAAUGUUCUCAGUUUGAAGAAGCUGUUGAUUUUGCGUCUCAAAACCAAUAUUUUGACGCAACGCACAAAUGGUUAUUCAUCAAGAACAGGAUAACAAACGUAUCUAAUAACAAUGAUGUAAAUGAAGUUAAUAAUAUAGAAACCAACCCGUCAAUUGACAACAUUAUUCGGAUUCUUAAUAACUUGAACUUAAGUGUGGACACUGAUGUUAUACUUUCGGUGAAAACAGGAUUUUCCUCAUAUGAUUUAUACGAUAUUUUCAACUUCGGGAAAGCGCAAGGUGGCUUUCUGUCAAUAAACCAUGCAGGAUCAUGGAACGUCGACACUGGUUAUAACCGUAAAAUAGAUUUUAAUAGUUAUAAGUAUUACCGACGAUGGGAUUUUCAAGAGUUGCCAAUAAAGAUGAUAUCCGUUGUUAUAGCAACAGAACUAUAUUAUAAGGAGCAGGAUGUAGCUCCAGGGAUUCGUCUACUUGAAAGCGUUUUUGGGAAAAUAGAUUUCCUUUAUCCACCACUCCAUUGUAUUGAGACAAGAUUCUACUAUCGCAUUCCCACAACUGGCCCAGGAAAGUAUGAGAACCAAUUUCUAAGGCCUCUAACAAAGUCUGUGUGGUAUUGCGUCAUAGCAAUGAUCAACCUGUGUGGAAUCUUACUACUUAUUACAUCUAAAAUCGAAGGUCGCACUUCUGGUGUCCAAUAUGCCCUGUUCUCGGUAUUGGCUUCGUUUUGCCAGCAAUUUUUCGAUUGUGGUAUGGUGGAAACAAAAAGACUAUCUUCAGCUCGUGAAAUCACAAUGCUAGUGACCGGCCUAUCAAGUCUUCUGAUCUACAAUUACUACACGAGCAGCGUCGUUAGUUGGUUGCUGAACGGGCCUCCACCAUCGAUCAACUCGCUGGAGGAACUUUUGGACAGUCCUCUUGAGCUGGUUCUACAGGAUAUUGGAUAUGCAAAAUCUUGGCUACAGGUACCUACUUACUAUUUCAACAAACGUAACGCAAAAGUAGAAGAUGAAAUGCGGCAAAAGAAAGUGUUUAAUAAGAAGAAAGGUGCGCCCUUGCUAGUAACCCUAGAGAAAGGCAUUGAGUUUAUGAAAGCUGGAGGCUACGCAUUCCACGCGGAAGUGAGCAGCGCAAACAGACUGAUAUCCCGCCAGUUCACUCAGGAGGAACUAUGCGAGCUGGGGUCAUUAGUAUCGAUAGACAAGACGCCAUUAUAUCCCGCUGUGCAGAAAAACAGUCCUUAUAAAGAAUUCUUUACUUGGAGCCUUAUCCGUCUUAAAGAACGUGGCGUAGUAUCCUGCCUCCAACGUCGUACGCAAGCUUUAUCGGUGACCUGCGAAGGUUCGUCUCCUCGAGCGUUGGCUUUAGGUGGAGCGGCACCGGCAUUCUUGUUACUGGUUUUCGGGUACAUGCUGGCUACUUUGAUUUUGAUUCUUGAGAGGUAAGGAAAAAGUAAUCCCCGUGUGCCUGUCUCUGAAGUUGUAAAACCACAGAGGCAGAUGGACCGGUGCGACGAGGACAGUUUCACAAAAGUGGCGAAGAAGAAGAAGAGGAAGCCCACCAGCCAUAACCAAUAUGGCACAGGAAUUAGGCGAGCAGCGUACUGCCUUCGCCUUCUUCCCCACCGCCUGCGCCGGAGCGGGUCUGCGUUGACAGCGUCUUCGCGUUCCCGCUCCGCGGACUCCUUCUGCGACAUCACGGCCUCGCAGAAGGAGACCACUGCCUCCCACGACCUCUCGCUGUCCAACAUUGUUGAAAUCACGCUGGGCAGCGAGAGAUCGCUUCCAAUCGUUGCCAUCAGAGUGUGGCGCUGCACACUAACCUAA
Molecule: messenger RNA, 2250 nt
Organism: Hyposmocoma kahamanoa
Lineage: Eukaryota; Metazoa; Arthropoda; Insecta; Lepidoptera; Cosmopterigidae
Exons: 14
Source: RefSeq, a predicted model, not a curated record